AUGAGUGGAAUGCUGCUGCUGCGGCUGUGUAAAGUUGCGAGCUGUAGUGCUGGCUUUGGCUUCACUUUGGCUUUUGCCAUCGGUUUGCUGCCUGCUUGCCCAAAGCGGCCACAGCGAGAAAUAAGCUUGGGAGUGCAAUUGCUCCACGAGUUUGGCGCUGUCACUGCCUCCCCCUCACCCUUGAACAUGCUUGCCAUCACCAUCAUUGCUGGCAGCUGUGGUCAGGAGACUCAUUUUUGGAUCUGUCACCUGACAAUGGGCAAGCAAGCAGUGCAGGCUACUCCUGUUAUUUAUUGGCCCACCAAAUGA
Molecule: messenger RNA, 309 nt
Organism: Kickxella alabastrina
Lineage: Eukaryota; Fungi; Kickxellomycota; Kickxellomycetes; Kickxellales; Kickxellaceae
Exons: 1
Coding region: 1-309 (102 amino acids)
Source: RefSeq, a predicted model, not a curated record